AUGGACCUGCAGAAGCUCGACGCGGAUUUCCAAGCGCAGAAGCUUGAGAACGAGCGCCUUCUGGCGCUUGAACAGGCCAAAGCGCUCCUGGUUCAACGCAUCGACCAAGCUCGCACUAACAUCGUCGAGGCAAGUAGCGCCGUGGAGGUGACUUUGGGUGAGAGUCCCACUGUCAACGCGUAUCUUGAAGCAUUCACGACUGAAUGCGCGUUGCUUGAGAAAGCCCGGUGCGAACUUUUGGAGUGGUACGAGAAGAAGGCUGGACCGACGCGUCUUGCAGAUGCACAAGAAGCCACGCGCAAGAUGCUCAUCGACUUCCAAGACUCUAGCAAGGGGCCCACGAUGCAGUUCCGAGGUCAAACCUUCGUCAUCUCGCUCCUCCCGGCCGCCCUACAUAGCACGUCCACGCAGGAGAAGCCCAAGCUCAGUUCUACUGAUGCGAAGCUCGACGCCUCUACCUUGGUUGACUCGCGCCCGCCGAAGAGAGCGCGCCACGGCGACACCAUCGUUGUCGCACCGCUACCACAGAGACAACACGCAUUGUCCGAUGAGGAGUUUCUCCACCAACGACGUCUCCGACUGCGCAGCCGAGCUUCGCUGUCUCUUGAAGAGGUCCAAAGCCGUCAAGGCUUUGUCUUCGAGUAUCCUGGUGGCUCUGGUCUGAUGUGUGCAGUCAAGUGCUUUACUUGCGACUACAUGAGCAAGGUAGAUCCCGAGUCGCCCAUGACUCUCGUCGGAUGGAAGGCCCAUUUUCAUCACCACAGUCACCUUAGCAAGACCGGAGAUACGGUUACAGAGCUCACUUUUGAUGAGAUCAAGGAGAGAUACUCCCACAUCGUCCAGGACGCCACGCAGGAUAUGGCCUCUGCCAUCAACGAGCAAAUUGUUCGCAGAGUUCCUCUGUCGAGAGAGGAGUACCAAGCUAUUCGAUCCAGGAGAUCCCAGUCAGCCAGCUCACCUGAGAUAUCCCAGAGAUUAAUGUUGCCUCCGAGAUCUCAGCGACCCACAACCUCGGGAUCUCAACGAGCAAUGCUACCUGGGAAACCGCAGCGUUGGGCCGAGUAG
Molecule: messenger RNA, 1065 nt
Organism: Neoarthrinium moseri
Lineage: Eukaryota; Fungi; Ascomycota; Sordariomycetes; Amphisphaeriales; Apiosporaceae
Exons: 3
Coding region: 1-1065 (354 amino acids)
Source: RefSeq, a predicted model, not a curated record